This is a messenger RNA of Anoplophora glabripennis (Asian longhorned beetle), 2990 nucleotides long. RefSeq names its product H(+)/Cl(-) exchange transporter 3 (gene ClC-c). The transcript is spliced from 15 exons. The record is from RefSeq and is a predicted model, not a curated record. Gene Ontology annotation, molecular function: voltage-gated chloride channel activity. Lineage: Eukaryota; Metazoa; Arthropoda; Insecta; Coleoptera; Cerambycidae. Gene Ontology annotation, cellular component: synaptic vesicle; membrane; Golgi apparatus. Bases 224 to 2686 code for a protein of 820 amino acids. Gene Ontology annotation, biological process: chloride transport; transmembrane transport.
UAUACGUCUCACCUGACCUUAUCGUUGUUGUCAGUGUCAAAAUAUAGCAAAUGACAAAGUAGUAAGUCUUGAUAGAUUUUUAAUUGCCUACAGUGUGAUGUGUCUUAUUCUAAGAUAGUGAAGAACGAGUUUGGAAAGCACGACAAACGGGCAACGGCCUAAAAUGGUAAAUAAUGGAGAAUUUUUGUAUCCCAAUAACUUUCACCACAGUUAACAAGUGAUCAUGGAAAAGUAUCCAUUGAAAAGGGGAAGUCUGCCAGUGCAACAGACCAAUCCAACAUCCUAUCAAUCAGUAAAUAAAAAGUUCUCCAACGGAAACCACAGGGCGAUUUUCGUGGCGUCCCCCGAUGAAGACAUGAUCGACAUCAACACGGCAGGUUCGGGCGGAGGCGAGAGGACCACCAGGCUCAACGAGGAGGACGACGGAGUGUCCCACUAUUCUGUUUCAUAUGCUGGCACGCAAGAAUCUGCAGCUGACAUCCCCGGUAUCGGCCAAUAUGAAGACUUUCACACAAUCGACUGGCAAAGAGACAUCGCCAGAGACCGCAUGCGACACAGGUAUAUCGUGAAGAAAAAACAAGACUCGUUCUGGAACCUGAUCGAAGGCGCGCACGACGCCUGGUCGGGAUGGCUGUGCGUGCUCCUCGUAGGCCUGUUCACGGGGGCCGUCGCCGGUGUCAUAGACAUAGGCGCCAGCUGGAUGACCGACUUGAAGUUCGGCAUAUGCCCGCAGGCGUUCUGGUUGAACCGGGAGCAGUGCUGUUGGUCCUCGAAUGAGACCAGCUUUGAAGCUGGCAACUGCUCGCAGUGGCUGACCUGGGCGGAAGUCCUGGGCCAGGCAAAGACGGGGGCAGGUUCCUACAUCAUAUCCUAUCUAUUCUACAUAGUCUGGGCACUUCUAUUCGCGGCUCUAUCAGCGUCCCUUGUGCGAAUGUUCGCCCCAUACGCUUGUGGGUCUGGUAUUCCAGAAAUCAAAACCAUCCUCAGCGGUUUCAUCAUCAGGGGUUACUUGGGCAAAUGGACCCUGAUAAUAAAGUGCGUGGGUCUGAUACUGUCCGUAUCCGCUGGCCUAAGUUUAGGGAAGGAAGGCCCCAUGGUACACAUCGCGUGCGCGAUAGGUAAUAUUUUUUCAUAUCUAUUUCCCAAGUACGGGAGAAAUGAAGCGAAGAAAAGGGAAAUUCUCUCGGCGUCAGCGGCUGCCGGAGUCUCGGUUGCUUUCGGAGCCCCAAUUGGAGGAGUCCUCUUCAGCUUAGAGGAGGUCAGCUAUUAUUUCCCCCUGAAAACGCUAUGGAGGUCGUUCUUCUGCGCCCUCGUGGCCGCCUUCAUCCUGAGGAGCAUCAACCCGUUCGGGAACGAACACUCCGUCCUCUUCUACGUCGAAUACAACAAGCCGUGGAUCUUCUUCGAGCUGAUCCCCUUCAUCGGACUGGGGAUUAUAGGGGGCGUCAUCGCGACGAUAUUCAUCAAGGCCAACUUGUGCUGGUGCCGAUACAGGAAGUUUUCGAAACUGGGCCAAUAUCCGGUGACGGAGGUCCUCGUCGUUACCGUAAUAACGGCGAUUAUCGCAUACCCCAACCCCUACACGAGGAUGAACACCAGCCAGCUGAUCUAUCUGCUGUUCAGCCAGUGUGGAAUAUCCAAUUCAGACGAUCUAUGCGACUACAACAGGAACUUCACCGACGUCAACUCGGCGAUAGAGAUCGCGGCCGCCGGCCAGGGCGUCCACCGAGCCGUCUGGCUGCUGAUCCUCGCCCUCAUCCUGAAGCUCUUCAUGACCAUCUUCACCUUCGGCAUGAAGGUGCCGUGCGGCCUGUUCAUCCCGUCCCUCUGUCUGGGCGCCAUCGUCGGCCGCGUCGUCGGCAUCGGCAUGGAACAGCUCGCCUACAACUACCCCAAGUUCUGGCUGUUCAGCGGGGAGUGCUCCACCGGCGACGACUGCAUCACGCCGGGGCUGUACGCCAUGGUGGGGGCGGCGGCGGUGCUCGGCGGCGUCACCCGCAUGACGGUAUCGCUGGUGGUGAUCAUGUUCGAGCUGACGGGCGGCGUGAGGUAUAUCGUGCCGCUGAUGGCCGCCGCCAUGGCGAGCAAGUGGGUGGGCGACGCUCUGGGCAGGCAGGGCAUCUACGACGCCCACAUAGCCCUCAACGGGUACCCCUUCCUCGACUCCAAGGACGAGUUCCAGCACACCUCUCUGGCGGCGGACGUGAUGCAGCCGAAGCGCAACGAAACGUUGAGUGUAAUCACGCAGGACUCUAUGACUGUAGAUGACAUAGAAGCGCUAUUAAAAGAAACCGAGCACAACGGAUAUCCGGUGGUGGUGUCCAAGAAAUCGCAAUACCUGGUCGGUUUUGUACUGCGAAGGGAUUUGAAUCUGGCUAUCGCUAAUGCUAAGCGAAUGGUGGACGGUAUCUGCGGCCAGUCGCUAGUGCUUUUUACUACGGGCAACACGCCUCAGACGCUGGGACCGCCACCGUUGAAACUGAAGAAGAUCUUGGAUAUGGCCCCCAUCACAAUAACGGAUCAGACCCCUAUGGAGACAGUCGUAGAUAUGUUCAGAAAAUUGGGACUGAGACAGACACUAGUCACGCAUAACGGGAGAUUAUUGGGUGUGAUAACGAAAAAGGAUGUGUUGAGGCACAUCAAACAAAUGGAUAACGAGGAUCCAAACUCUGUUUUAUUCAACUAAUUGUAUUAUUUUAUCUAGGUAAUUUAAGUUAUAACACUGUAUAAAUUCAGUUAAUUGUAUAUUACUUUGUUACUAUCUAAGUAAGUAAAUAUUUGUCCAGCUCCUAUUUAUUUCAUUUUAUUUAAUCGUUGACGUUAAUUUAACGUGUAAAUGUCUUCCCCCCGCCCUUAAAAAUGUAAUUUAGUUGGCUUGAUUGACUAGGUGGACACACUGAUGAUGAAUUUGUAUAUUUAUGUAUGUCAGAUCCCUAUUAUGCUCAGAUGAUAUAUUGUAUGUAAUUAAAUAAAGGAUUUUUAUAAAUACA